Molecule: messenger RNA, 528 nt
Organism: Phytomonas sp. EM1
Lineage: Eukaryota; Euglenozoa; Kinetoplastea; Trypanosomatida; Trypanosomatidae
Source: the annotation of a GenBank genome assembly
AUGGCCUUGUCACCAAAGGACAAAAAGGCUGUUCGGGCCCUAGUUUCUGCACUAGAAAAAAUGGAUGAUUUCAAGGACACAAAAGAAGAGGCAGAAAAGUAUGCAGAGGCCGUUGUUCUCGCAGUGAAGCGUCAAGCGAGCGACGCGGAGGAAUUCAAAGAUCAGAUCAUGGGCAUCAUAGCAAACGUCAAUAACCUCAACAGCCAGAUCGUGGAGCAGAAAAUAUCACCCGAGGCGCUUGCCUCAAUGGAAAUCGACGAAAUGCUCUCGAAAAAACAAAUAGAGGAGAACCUCAAGGCCUCUCGCAAGCGCGCGCGGGAGCAAACUCUCUAUGAUAUAACUUCCAUGCAAUGUGAGAAAUGUGGUCUUGUGCGGCGAGAUCGGCUAAACAUUAAUGAGUUAGGCCUCGACUCGGAAAUAAAUGGGUCGCAAUUUGACUAUAACUUCGAUAACCUGUGCGACUGCUCCCAGGAUAGCCAGGUGCCGGAAGACGCAGAGAAGGGGGAGGAGGAGGACGCGGAAUCGUAG